UGUUGCAGAUAGGUGAGAGAUGAGGGAGGGGUGGAUAUUUUUGGAUAUUUCUUUUAGAACAGUGGCCUACCUGUCACAGACAAACUUGUUACUGUAAAGGGAAGGACUUUACAGAUACUGAGAAGUUUUGCUGGCGGGUCUAGUUCCCUAUCUUAUUGGUCUUAUCAGAGCGUUAUGGUAUCUGGACAACACUUAAGAUGUAGGCCGUCAUUGUAAAUAACAAUUUGUUCUUAACUGACUUGCCUAGUUAAAUAGAGGUUACAUUUAAAUAAAAAAGAUAACGAGACAUUGUUCUUAGAAUGGAGCUGUUAUCUUGAGAGUUCAUCAAUUGCAUGGAAUUAUUGGAGUAAUGUGUAGGACACGUUGUUUUACCCUUGCCGAUAUUCUUCUGCGAUAGUGAGAUAGACAGGAUUGUAGUUCUCCAUAUAUGUUUAUAGAGAUACAUGUAGUAUGGACGUAGAUCCAGUACGGUUGGAGUCCAGUCUAUGGGUCGGUAAGAAACGUUACCGGGCAGCACUUACUGGCUGGCACCUCAACUGGACUGAGCUUGAUAAGAAGAACCGCGAUAAGAAGACCGUUUCAGUACCAGUAUCUGAGGUUAUUGGUGUGGAGGUAGGGCGUGUGCAGGUUCUACCCCAGAGGUCAGUAGCUGAAGACACAGACAGAGAAUUCACAGUGUUCUAUGUGAAACGCAGCAGCAGCGGUAGUCCCUAUGGGUUGUUAUGGCGCCUGGGCAGGACCCAGUUCUGCUGUCCCAGUAGGGACCUCAGAGACCAGUGGAUGACCCAGCUGAGGAUUGCCCUCAAAACACACAGCCCCUCUCGUCCUCACAGGCUGUUGGUGUUCAUCAACCCGUUUGGAGGAAAGAAACAAGGGAGGCAGAUCUAUCACUCUCUCGUGGCCCCACUGUUUGAGCUGGCAGGUAUCAGCUCUCAUGUUGUAGUGACAGAACGCGCCAACCAGGCGAGAGACCACAUACUGAAGAAAGACCUGACUGGUUUCGAUGGUGUGGUGUGUGUGGGCGGGGACGGAAUUUUCAAUGAGCUGCUGCACGGUGUUAUUGGCCGAACACUGCAGGAGGCAGGGCUAUCGGAGCAUGACCCCUCCGUAACGCUACAAUCAUGUGAUCUUCACAUUGGCAUCAUUCCUGCAGGCUCUACAGACUGUGUGUGUUUCGCCACUGUGGGAGUCAACGACCCAGUGACCUCUGCUCUGCACAUUAUCAUUGGAGACUCUCAGCCUCUGGAUGUGUGUUCUGUCCACCAUUGCUCGUCUCUGGUGCGUUACUCUGUGUCUCUGGUGGGGUACGGGUUCUAUGGUGACGUGCUGGCUGAGAGCGAGAGACACCGCUGGAUGGGGCCUCUCAGAUAUGACUACUCAGGUGCUAUGGUGUACCUAAGUAACAGGAGCUAUGCAGGCGUAAUUCAGUACCUACCAGCAGACUCCCAGCUAUCCAGCCCCAGGGACAAUACACGCUGCCUCUCUGGGUGCAGUGUGUGUUCUAAAGGCACAGAGAGACUGUUCCCCCACUCUCCAGGUGCUAGUUCCCUCUACAGCUCCCACUUCAGUCAAUUCAGCAGUGACACUGAGGAACUUCCUCUGCUCUCUCUGCCCCGUGCUGCAGGUGAGUGGGUGAGUGUGGAGGGCCGGUUCAGGGCUGUGUCCCUCACCUGUAUGUCCAGCUCCUGUCCUCGCAGUCCCCUGGGCCUGUCCCCCUCCGCACACCUGGCCGAUGGGACAGGUGACCUGAUCAUCGUACGGGACACACACCCCUUAGGGUUCCUUACCUUCCUACACAGACACACCAGCACACAGGACCAGUUUGACUUGCCGUUCGUGGACGUUCACCGAGUGAAGGCAGUACGCUUUUCUCUCCCUACCGGAGAAGAGGAGGACAGGGAUGAAGAGCGGGAGAGAGUGAAUGAUGGAGGGAUGACGGAGGAAGGAAAGAGACCAAGCCGAAGCGGUUCCCACAAGCACCUGGUAGAAAGAGGAGAGGAGCGAGGGCAGAAAGACUUCCUGUGUGGUUUGUGCUGCAGUAAGGCUCCGACAGUGUCUGUGUGGAACUGUGACGGAGAGAUACUGCCUCACACUGAGAUCUCCUGCAAGGUUCAUGGUCAGCUGGUGCGUCUGUAUGCCCGGGGCAUUGAGGACGGAUCAGCCACUCCCACCAGGAAGUGCCAAGACGGACACAGGAACUGCAAAGGGAGAUGUGUCCUCAACAACUAAGGAAGGCUGUGUUAGGGUCCAUUCACACUACUUGCAGAGAAAAACACUAUGCCAGAGAUGACGACAUUAAUGAUUGGAAUAAAUGAUUUUGCCGGGUACGACCAAUGAAAUGGCUUCCUUUCUGUUUCCAGUGUGAAUAUUUCAAUACCUAAGUCUUAAGAUGGAGGUUUGAAUAUGAAGGCAGUUAUAGGAAUACUUGUUUCUACAUAAAAUGCCUUUAUGCCAGUAGCCUAUGACAUCUUCUAUGACGUCUUCUGUUAACAUGUUAUGUUCACUUAAGCAGUUUUUUGCAGUUAUGAAAAUGUUGUACACACAACAAUUGAAGACCUAAUAAAUGUACACACCUUUUUACUCUGCAGAAUGUCGAGCUUCCACAUGACUUAUUGUUUACCGUAGAACUGACAUCCCUCUGGCUUAACAAUGACAUUUACCUGAGGAAUAUGUGGCUUUGUAUGUAUACAAUAGGACAAACCCGUUUUUCUUGAACCUUAAGAUCAUCUCCUUGAAGCACAGUGUUGAUCUAAGUAGCAGAGAAGCAGGGCAGAUGAACCAACAAACAAACAUUCCAUUCAGUGCAGCUUGAUGAAUCAGCCAUUGUCAUUGUUAAGGUAGUAGCAUACAUUUGGGUUCUUUCAGUCCUUCUCCUUCCUCUGGCGCUUCCAGCCCCAGAAGUCAGUCAGUCAGUCUGUGUCUGUUUAUUGUUGAAAUGACUGGAGCAGUGUGAGUGUGAGUGUGAGUGUGAGUGUGAGUGUGAGUGUGUGUGUGUGUGUGUGUGGGCUGUAGAGUGAAGGAAUACUCAGAGCUGGCCCAUAUACCUGGAAAGAGAGGAACAGAGAAUAGUGUCAGUCAUCAGCCAAUCACAGCGGAGCAACUUACGCCUAGAGCAAGCCUGGACUGAGUGAUAGAAAUGUAGGAACAGUAGAUGGAAAUAUAAUUGGUCAGGCUUCUAGUUUAGAAAAGAGACUUUGCAAAUUUGGAUGGUGUUAUCUGAUUAUAUCCCAAUAUGAUUUCAUUUUGGUUAAAGACAACUACGUGAUUUUCAAAGGGGGGAUUUGAGUAGACAGUGGAGAACUUUCUACCUUGCUGGGUCAUGGUUUGCACUCUUCCCACCGGGCACAGAAGUCAGUACAACGUUUAGAUUAAAAUUUUGUUGAGUUGUCAACUAAUGUGAAUUCAACAUGAAAUCAACUGAACAUUUCACAAUAACAUAGGAUUAAGGUAAAAAGUUAGGUAAAAAAAUGUAAAUGCCCUUACUUUGAGUUUUUGCAAAUCCAAUCAGUUUUACACAUUGAUUCAACGUCAUCACAUAUAUUUAUUCAGUAGACAUUACAUGGAAACAAUGUUAAUUCAACCAGUUAUUCCCCAGUGGGUUAUCUCCUCUGCUCAGGCUCUCACUGUGUUUUGGAACACAGCCUCACAGGCAUUAACAUAGCACCAAGAACCUGUCUGUCUCACGACUUCCGCCCAAGUCGGUCCCUCUCCUUGUUCGGGCGGGGGUUCAGCGGUCGACGUCACCGGCCUUCUAGCCAUCGCAGAUCCACUUUUCAUUUUCCAUUUGUUUUGUCUUUGUUUUACACACCUGGUUUCAAUUCCCCAAUUACAUGUUCAUUAUUUAACCCUCUGUUUUCCCCAUGGUUUUUGUGCGUGUUUGUUUUCUGUAUUUCGGUCCUAUUGUGUGGGCUUGGUAUUACUACAUGUAU
Oncorhynchus gorbuscha (pink salmon) is the source of this 3929-nucleotide messenger RNA. Its product is annotated as ceramide kinase family protein. Bases 451 to 2229 code for a protein of 592 amino acids. The transcript is spliced from 13 exons. Gene Ontology annotation, molecular function: kinase activity. NCBI's taxonomy places the organism in Eukaryota, Metazoa, Chordata, Actinopteri, Salmoniformes, Salmonidae. The record is from RefSeq and is a predicted model, not a curated record.